UAAAAAUAGAAAAAUCGAUUUACGCCUAGUGUUAAGAUCUAGCACACUGUAUGGCAUGUAAUGUUUAAGGACAUUUAACGAACGAUUUGGAAUUUUUUGAAUACCAAGUGUAUUUGGUAAAUAAUACAUCGUAAUGUUGUCGGAGUCGGCACUAUACCCGGCUGCACCAGUUAUUGCGCAACCCGGAAGCACUCUUAGUCCGGCUCCUGGUUCCGUUCCGGAAAAUGGGGUUUCAGUUCGUUUGUUGCAAGACACGCCAGCUGACGCGGAGUUCGCCGGCAGAUUAAACGUCGAAGGUUUUCGCGGUAAAUUUGCGCAUAAUAUAACAGAAAGAAAACUGCCAAUAGCUGUAAAACACAUGACAGCACAACACAGGGGCCAAAACCCGGCGUUUUACAACCGGACUUUCGUAGCUGAACUUUAUGGAACACCUGUCGGUUUACUGCAGUUGAAAUUCAAGGGUGACAAGGAAAUAGAAAAAGAUGACCAUAUCUCGGAACUUGGAUGCUGGCAUGGUUGUAGGUAUUGUUGCUUUGGAUCGAUUAUGGAUGAACCUGUGAAUGAUCGUCUCAAAUGUUAUUUGGAUCAUAUAUGUGUAGACGAAAUGGCUCGAGGGAAAGGUGUCGGUAAGGUUUUGAUGCAGAGGGCAGAAUACGAAGCGAGGUUGAGAAAUUGUACCUCAAUAUAUUUGUGGGUUUUAACUACAAAUCGAGCAAUCUCGCUAUAUGAACGGCAAGGUUACCAUGAAACUAGCAGCACGAGUAUGUGCGGAUGUCUUGGAUGUUUAAUAGGCCAACCUGGGAAAGUUAAAGAAAUGACCAAAAUGCUCUGAAAGAUGCAAGUCACCUCAAUUCCACGUACUGUCAAGACACAAGUGUUUGAGCCGUCAUGCCAUUUAUUUUGCUGACAAUAUAGUCUAUCAUUGAUUGCUAUUCAAAUGUAUAUAUAUACAACUUUAUAUAUAUUCAUAUAUUUUGUCGUUAUACAAAUUUUACAGUCUGUCUUUUUGCAAUAUGUCAUCGUUAUGUUUAAGUAGAAGUUUUG
Ruditapes philippinarum (Manila clam) is the source of this 1044-nucleotide messenger RNA. RefSeq lists its product as uncharacterized. NCBI's taxonomy places the organism in Eukaryota, Metazoa, Mollusca, Bivalvia, Venerida, Veneridae. The coding region runs from base 134 to 832 and encodes 232 amino acids. Gene Ontology annotation, molecular function: acyltransferase activity, transferring groups other than amino-acyl groups. The transcript is spliced from 7 exons. The record is from RefSeq and is a predicted model, not a curated record.